Molecule: messenger RNA, 1037 nt
Organism: Scleropages formosus (Asian bonytongue)
Lineage: Eukaryota; Metazoa; Chordata; Actinopteri; Osteoglossiformes; Osteoglossidae
Product: non-histone chromosomal protein HMG-14A-like
Exons: 6
Coding region: 198-494 (98 amino acids)
Biological process (GO): chromatin organization
Cellular component (GO): chromatin; nucleus
Molecular function (GO): nucleosomal DNA binding
Source: RefSeq, a predicted model, not a curated record
CAUUCAGCCACUGACUUUAAUGUUGCCGUGUGUUUACUACAGUCCUGCUGGAAGAGGGAAACAACACAAAAAAACAACAAAAAACACGGAAAAAACAGGGACUCUUUCCUGUCUUCACAUGCGUACGACCCCGAGCAGCGAGAGCAGAGCUUUCUGAGUUUCAUUGUCGAAAGGAGCGAGCCAUCAGGGACUGCAGUAUGCCCAAGAGAAAGCAACAGGGAGUUGAUGGCGACAUAAAGGAAGAGCCCCAGAGGAGAUCUGCAAGGCUAUCAGCGAAACCUGCUCCUCCAAAGCUGGAACCAAAACCAAAAAAGGCAGCUAAGAAGGAGAAAGUUGUCAACGACAAAAAGGAAGACAAAAAGUCUAAGGGAAAGAAAGGGAAGACAGAUGAUGAAGCCAUGGAGGAGAACCACUCGGAAAAUGGAGACGCAAAAGCUAACAAGGUGGAGGAGACUCCUGAGCAGCCGGAGAAGGAUGAGGCAAAGUCUGAGUAGUAAUGCCUCCCUCACAUCCCUUUCUUCAACAGCCACCGAAAUGUUUCAUAGUUUUCCGGAAACCUCCAUCACUUGUAAACAGAGGAAUAUUUUUAUCAGCGGUUUUAUAAAUAUCGUUACAGGUUUUUAGCACAAUUCCAGGCUAAGCAUUGAGCAACUUGCCGUUUUGCAGUACUCUUGUCAAGUAUCUGCAAAGUAAGCAAAGGCCACACCCCCCUCCUUUUUUAUUUUUAAGAAUUUUUUGUGAUUGUUACUAGAUUGUUGAGCAUAGGAAAUACUACCAGCUGGUUUUUCACCGAGUAUUGUCACAACCCGUGUUUUUGCCCUUCCGGAAGUGUUUUACUUCUGUGGUUAGUUUGUCGUCUGUAUGUGCAGUGUCGUUUCUUGGUUUUGUUUUGAAAUGUUUUGGAUUUAUUCAGGGAGGGGUGUCCCGCAUAAAAUGGUAUGUCUAUAACAGAAUAGCUAAACUGAAGACAUUCCAGCUGUAUAUUUUUUUUUUUUUUGGAUUUUUCCCCUCUUUAAAUAAUGUUAGGAAUUAUGAAU